AUGAUCUGUGUCAUCAGCAAUGACGUCACUACACAUAUGACGUAAGCAGUGACGCAUUAGCUGAAUUAUUGCUUUUAUCCUUUAGCGUCAGCAACACAUGAGUAGUGCUGCAUGCGUUGUCAUUUGUCAUCUUGUGUCGGCAAGCUUCAAUUAUUGUACUAGUGGCAAUAAUCCAAAAACCCUGCCUAACCGGUAUCCAUACCGGCUUGACAGGUCGCCAGACUUCGCUGCCUAUAAAUUCAGCCUUAAGCUGAGCAUCCGGGCAUCAGAAGUUUAUCAGAGUUCUAGCUUUCACUUACUUGUAUUCGAAAGGUUGGAGCACCGCCUCCUCUUUCAAUAACAGCUCAGGCUUUUCCUUCAUUCUAGUUUGCUGUUACCUCUUUUGUUCCCUAUCUUCCGCACCUCGCAUUUCUCGCAACGCAUUUCUUUUGGUAUCAGAGCCUGGUUUGCAAGUAAGUGUGGUUUUCCAGUUUCUCUUAUUUUCCUCUUGGAGUUUGUGGUUUAGGGUUUCAUUGCCAAAAAUCUUUGUUAAAGACCCAGGUCAAAGAGGCAGUAGGUAAGCCCUCGUACAAGAUCAUAGGUUGCGCAUAGGUUUUUGAAAACUAAACCCAAAAUCCUAAACCCUUGUAGUCAAGAUACGAGAAAUUCAGAAAGUCCUCUCUGCUCUUGCAGACAUGCAAGCUAAACUCUUGUUCUUAGAAAACCAUUGUUUUAAGAUAGAAACCCAAAUUAGUCAUCUUUCAAAUACAAUUUCCCAUAGCAAACCCAUAACCUCGUCUACCCUUCCCAGUGCAACCCCCUUGCAAAAUACCAUACUUGAACAUUUAGUAGUGUUAAAAUAGAUUGUAAUGGGGAACCGGGUCCAUAUCUGGACCCGGUCCCAUGGGGCACGGGUACCAAGGCUGACUAGGUACCCUAGGCGGCACUCUUUCUCUCCCUCUUAUAUAUUCUUCACUUACGUGUAAUUGUUGAGUUAAGUGAAUAGAUUUUCUCUCUCCUAGGGUUGCGGUGGUGCACCUAGGUUAGAGCUUCCCCGUGGUUUUUUCCUCUUUCUGAGGUUUUUCCACGUAUACCGUGUGUUCCUUUCUUCUUCCUUCGUGUGUUGCGUGUUUCUACAUGGUAUCAGAGCCAGGUUGGUGAGAUCGUUCGUUUGCAUCUCGUGUUUCCGCCGUCGUCCCUGCGCCGCUGCCGCCUUUGGAGUUUUUUUUUCGGCCGCCAUUGGGGUUUCCUGCGCCGCCAGUUUCCGCGCACCCGCUGUCGAAGUUCUUUCUGCGCCUCCGCCGUCAGACGAUCCAGCGCCACCGCCGGUUGCCUUCUGAAGUUUCCGCUGCCGUGGGUGUCUCUCUUCUCCGCCGUCGGACGAUCCAGCGCCAUCACGGCUCUCGCCGCCGCCUUGGUUUCCGUGUGGCGCUGGUGUUUCAGCUGCUGCUGUGUCGUCUUGUUGCUGCCUGGUGUUGCGUCUGACUUGACUGCUUGUGAUGGCGGAAGAGAUCGCACCUAAAAGUGAUGUGGCCUUUGACGCGGGCAGCGCUCCCAAGAGCGAGAACUUGCCGGUCCAGGUCACGCCCAUUCGUCUGACUAAAGAUAACUAUCUCUCUUGGUCUGCUGCUCUCGAGAUUGGGAUAACGAGCCGUGGUCGUCUCCCCUAUAUCACAGGCGACAAACCGGCGCCCAGCAAAACUGAUCCUCAAUGGGCGACUUGGGUGUUGGAAGACAGUCAGGUUAAGGUGUGGAUCAUUAGCUCUGUGUCCGCUGAUAUUCAGCCUCUUAUUCUGCGAAAGCCGACUUCGUUUGAUAUGUGGACUGUGCUUGCGAGGAUGUAUGGUCGCAAGAAAAGGGUUCUGCGUACGUACCAGAUUAAACGCAGUAUUUAUUCUCUGAAACAGGGUGACUUGUCCGUUGCCUCCUUCUAUGCAGCCCUGAAAACUAAGUGGGAGGAACUUGAUUAUCAUGUGAAUGAUAACUGGGACUGUGGUUCCGAUCAUGCCCGGUACUGGGAAAAGGAAUGGAUGGACCGGACGUUCCUUUUUCUUGGAGGCUUGCGUGAUGAAUUUGAAUCCAUUCGGAGUCAAAUUCUCAAUUGUGAUGAGAUUCCUGGAAUAGAAGAUGUAUAUGCCAGAGUGGAAUCCGAGGAACAAAGACGCCAAGUGAUGCAGAUUGACCCCAGUCAUGGGAGUGGUCCCUCGGCCUUUGUUAGCCGUUCUUCUGUGCCUGGCCAGCGCCCUGUUAGGCGAUGUACCCAUUGUCAUAAGUCAAGACAUUCUGUUGACUUUUGUUGGGAUCUUCACCCUGAGAAGAGACUUGUUCGUGGUCGCCCUCCGUCUAGUCGGCGAGGUUCUCUUGUGCAGGACUCAAAUCAGAGUGGUUCUUCAAGUGGUGAAAAGUCGAGGCUUUCCCCGGAUCAAAUCAAGGAACUACAAGCUUAUAUCAGUCGUCUUUCUACUACGUCAGAGGACACAUCUACGUCUGAUGGAGCUAAGUUAGCUCAGGCUCUUGUUGCUACUAGUGAUCAAGGACUUGGGGACGGGGCAGAAGAUUGGGAUUGGUUCGGCUAUUGAUGGUCUCUACAGAAUGCCAGUACAGGUUGCUUCUGCUUUGAUUUCAGCCACCAGUGGACAGUUGUCUGGCGUGGAGGACAGAUCCGUUAUUAUGCGCUGGCACGAGAGACUUGGUCAUCUUCCUUUUCAAUUGAUUAAACAGUUGUUUCCUAAGAUGUUUCAGUCUGUUUCUUUGGACACCUUCGCCUGUGAAGUGUGUCAGUUGUCUAAGCAUGUUAGGGCCUCGUACCCUAUUUCGUUCAACAAAACCAACCGUCCAUUUGCUUUGGUUCACUCUGAUGUUUGGGGUCCUUCGGGAGUACCCACUUGUCGUGGUUUUCAUUAUUUCAUGACUCUUAUUGAUGACUACUCUCGGUGUACGUUCGUGUAUUUGUUGAAAGAACGUAAUGAAGUUCCCGGCAUU
Molecule: messenger RNA, 2961 nt
Organism: Nymphaea colorata (pocket water lily)
Lineage: Eukaryota; Viridiplantae; Streptophyta; Magnoliopsida; Nymphaeales; Nymphaeaceae
Exons: 2
Coding region: 1479-2558 (359 amino acids)
Molecular function (GO): heme binding; electron transfer activity
Source: RefSeq, a predicted model, not a curated record